AUGUCUAACCCAAAUUUACCCUCAAAGCCUACGGAAUCAAGAGUCGGGCGCCUGAACCAAAGAUACAACCCAGAAACCGGGUCCCGCAUGGUUGCGGGUUGUAUCUGUUUGAACGACACCAAAGAGAAGGUUAUCAUGAUCCUGUCCUCCGUCAACAAGGGCAAAUGGGUUUUGCCCAAGGGUGGGAUAGAGCUAGAUGAAGGAGAAGACUAUGUUGUCAGUGCCGUGCGAGAAACAUGGGAAGAAGCUGGGUGUGAGGGCACCAUUACGAGCAAGCUUCCAGUAGUCUUGGACUCACGGGGAAUGAAAGCUCCAGUGUUGCACAAGGGAGACGGAAAGGAGGGCGACGGGGAGUUUGAUCCUAAUAUUGUCAUACCGAAGUCGGAAUUCCACUUUUACGAAAUGAUCGUAAAGGAUUUGCUGACUGAAUGGCCGGAGCAGGCCUCUAGGGAAAGACGAUGGUGCACCUACUCAGAAGCAAAGCAUGAGUUGGUCAAGAGUAAGAGACCGGAGCUCGUUCAGGCUUUGGAUCUGUCGUCCAUAGUCAGGGAUAAUGAGGGUGAAGCCUAUUGA
Messenger RNA from Dujonia railenensis, 573 nucleotides. Lineage: Eukaryota; Fungi; Ascomycota; Pichiomycetes; Serinales; Debaryomycetaceae. The record is from the annotation of a GenBank genome assembly.